AUGGUUGCUAAAGAUACAAGCGAUGUAAACAUUCUGGGUAGUUGGUCAACGACUGAUUCAUCAGUUAAAGUUAUUUCUUGCAACGGUACAUUUUCAAAUGGUAUUACUCAAAUAUCAUCAACCAAUAAAACUCAAAUUCAAGCAACUUGGUCUCCUCCAUCCAAUGUACCUCAAGGAAAUAUUGUCAUUGAAAAACUUGGAGAUCUUCGAUGUUAUUGGUAA
Molecule: messenger RNA, 222 nt
Organism: Rotaria sp. Silwood2
Lineage: Eukaryota; Metazoa; Rotifera; Eurotatoria; Philodinida; Philodinidae
Source: the annotation of a GenBank genome assembly